GGGGAAUGUAAGGUCGAGUUACCGUGGGGAGCAUAGGCAACAGCAGCCUAGUUCGAGAGGAGGGUCGGGUGUCGAUAGAGUGAGGAGUGGGCUCCAUGUGAGGUCUGAUGGUAGAAGUAGUAGUAGCAGUAGUAGACGACAUUUGUCUGGGUCUUCACAACAUUUUUCUGGGUCUUCCAGGCAGCAUUUGUCUGGUGGAAGUAGUAGCAGUAGUAGAAGACAUUUGUCUGGUGGAAGUAGUAGCAGUAGUAGAAGACAUUUGUCUGGGUCUUCCAGGCAGCAGUCCCGUGGAGAGUGA
This is a messenger RNA of Striga hermonthica, 298 nucleotides long. NCBI's taxonomy places the organism in Eukaryota, Viridiplantae, Streptophyta, Magnoliopsida, Lamiales, Orobanchaceae. The record is from the annotation of a GenBank genome assembly.